Messenger RNA from Trichoderma asperellum CBS 433.97, 768 nucleotides. NCBI's taxonomy places the organism in Eukaryota, Fungi, Ascomycota, Sordariomycetes, Hypocreales, Hypocreaceae. The record is from RefSeq and is a predicted model, not a curated record.
CGUACAGAAUUUGCUGCCCAGAUGGGUUUGGACUCUAUGCUCCAAACUUCUCCGACACACAGCGCCCUAUCUGCACUCCUUUGUGUGGCCAGAGAUAUUGCUGGAUGUCACCAGCUACAGUGGAACAACUUCAACUGUGGUUCCCAUGACGGCUGGUGUGAAUGGAACCUUGGUGCUCGCAAGUGCCUUUGACGGUGCUAGUGCGACGGUUACGGGAACGCCGACGACGUCCACUUCAGCUAUAACUACAACCGAAUCCUCCACAACUACAAGUCAACCGUCCACAACUACAACUACGGCGACAACGUCAAAAACUCUCCAACUACUUCCACGACAUCGUCCACCUCUAUCCCCUCCACCACCUCCACCACAUCAACUACUUCAGCCACUACCGCUGCUGGCCCUACGCCGACAGCCAUAUCUCAGCUGCCAUCUUGCGGACAAACAUGUUUCAGUAACAUGUUGGCGCAAUACACGACUCUUGGCUGCGGCACCUCCGACCCAGCCUGUCUCUGUAGGAAUGUCAACCUUGGCUAUGGUAUCCGUGACUGCGCCAAUGGUGCUUGUGGUGCUGUUAUCGCUAGUACAGUUAUUUCUUUUGAAAGCUCAUCUUGUGCGUCUGCAACUGCAGCUCAUUAAAAGUCGAGGUGAUGGUUCGAGGUAGCCGGGAUGGCGUCGCCAAGUUGGCCUAGGUGCCGCUAAACUGUUUCUCGGUACACUAUAUAGACUUGAAUAAAGAUUAGAAAAGAAUUAAUGAAGGCAAAGUGC